Molecule: messenger RNA, 2639 nt
Organism: Toxorhynchites rutilus septentrionalis
Lineage: Eukaryota; Metazoa; Arthropoda; Insecta; Diptera; Culicidae
Product: serine/threonine-protein kinase Nek8
Exons: 8
Coding region: 177-2555 (792 amino acids)
Biological process (GO): protein phosphorylation
Molecular function (GO): ATP binding; protein kinase activity
Source: RefSeq, a predicted model, not a curated record
AUAUGUGUGCAUUCGUAUUCACCAUCAACACUUGAAACUACGCACGCAACAAGUAAACACAUGCGCAACGUUACGCUACAAAUCGCCAUGGGAAUAAAUGGCCAAAACAGUGCACAGCAAAUAUUUGAGAUAACAGAUUCCAAGGGUUAUCCGGGAAAAAAAAUUGCGCCACAAAAAUGAACCAAACCCAAACGAUGGCCGAAACCGUCGCCAUCGGGGACAAAAAUCUCAACGAUGUUUCAUCAUCAUCAUCUAUUGAGCUUUCCACGUUGUCCCGCUUCAAAGAUUUAUCACUAUCCGGACUGCAAUCGAUAAACCGAAGCUCGCUGCAGAACUCUGACAAUCCGAAAGACAGUGGCAAUGAGAGCGAGGGUGAAAUUGAAUUGAGCGGCUAUCAUCGGAUCCGGACCGUCGGCCAGGGUUCGUUUGGUAUAGCAGUGCUGUACGAGCGCUUGGGUGAUGGUCAAUCAAUAGUUAUGAAGCAGAUCAACCUGUCCGACCUGUCAAAAUCCGAACGGGAUCUGGCGAUGAAUGAAGUGGAGGUGUUCUCAAAGUUACACCACCCGAACAUUAUCGCCUAUUUGGGGAGCUUCGUUCGCGGAAACUACUUAUUCAUCGAGAUGGAAUAUGCCGACGGGGGAACACUUGCGCAAAUUUUAAUCGACAAAAGCCAAGGCGAACGCCUUCCGGAACGGUUCAUAUUGAACAUCUUCGAGCAGAUCACAAGCGCUAUAACCUAUAUGCACUCGCAAAAUAUUCUGCAUCGUGAUCUGAAAACGGCGAACGUAUUUAUGAAUAAGCGGGGAAUUGUUAAAAUUGGAGAUUUUGGUAUAUCGAAGAUCAUGAGCACGAGGGUUCAAGCCCAGACCGUUUUGGGGACGCCUUAUUACUUCAGCCCGGAAAUGUGCGAAGGAAAACAAUACGAUGAGAAAAGUGAUGUCUGGGCGUUAGGUUGCGUUCUUGGAGAGAUGUGCUGUUUCAGAAAAGCCUUCAGUGCAUCGAAUCUUUCUGAACUAAUUUCGAAGAUCAUGACAGCCAGAUACGUUCCCCUUCCUGAAGGAUACUCAGAAACAUUGAGACAUGUGCUAAGUCUUAUGUUGCAGAUUGAUCCUCAAGUCCGACCGUCGGCAUCGGAGAUUCUGCAAUAUUGGAUUCCUCUCAUCUAUCGGAAUUUGGGCAAAAAUGGCUUCAAAUACAUAUCAAAUGAAAUAACGGAUAUGUCGUCGGAGAGAACGGAAUCUUCUAGCAUCAGGAUGGGAACGGCUACAAGGAAUUACAUGCAGGCAUCGACUGCCACCAUGAAUAAUUUGCCGUUGACAGAGCGAUCAGUUCUCUAUCAACUCAAAUCGUUCGGAACUUCAACAAGCUUGAAUCCAUUGCAGCUACCGCCUACCGGGAAGAUUAGACAGAUUGCUACAAGCGGGGCACAUUUUGUAGCGGUGAUGUAUGAUGGAUCAGUGUACAGUUGGGGAGAAGGUGACACAGGGCAACUGGGUCACAACGCACUGGAAACGUGGCGCCACUAUCCAACAAGAAUUGAUACCAUUCGAAAAUAUACCGUCGUUGGCGCCGCCACAGGAACUGAUUUUACAAUAUUUUGGACCGAUCUCGGCGUGGUUUUGAGUUGCGGUGACAACAGCCACGGAUGCUUGGGCCAUGGGAACACCGUUUCUCUGUUGGUUCCGAAAAUCAUCGAUGAGUUGAACAACAUUAAAAUUGUGCAAGUUGCUUGCGGAACUCAUCAUGUGGCCGCCCUUAGUGACGAAGGAGACUUAUACACAUGGGGUUCAAGUGCCAAGGGCGCUCUGGGUCUUGGAAAGCAAAUGUUGACCAGUUCGGUACCGCGACGUUUGAUCAUUUCGCAAAUGAUUCAAACCAUCGAACAGAUUUGCUGCGGACCAGACUGCACAGUUAUUUUGUCCAGCAAUGGAUCAUGUUACUGUUGUGGCAGUAAUGACUUCAACGUGUUUGGAUUUGGACAGAAUAUUACUCAGCUCAUAGGUUUACGAAAAAUAACAUUCAUUACGCAAAAGAUUCUGGCCGUCAGCAUUGCGGAAACGCAUGGGGCAUUUCUGAUCGAGGGAGGUUACGUCGUGACCGCUGGCGAUAAUUGUAACGGCCAGAGAGGUUUGGGCCAUACCCACCGAAAGACGGAGCCAACACUGCUGAAAAGUUUAACGUCACGUUUCGUUACGAAAAUUAGGUGCCAUUCAACCUACACUGUGGCAACAACAGACGACAACUGUAUCCUGUUCUGGGGCACAAGGUUAGGUAUACCUGAAGCAGAUAUCAAUGCAUCAAGUGUAGCUCAACUGGAUAAUGAGGCUAACAGAAGGACGUCCGAAAUGACCUCGAUCGGAAACAGCACAGCGGCUUUCACAAAUUUCUUGACAUCCGUCUACAAAUAUGAGACCAUUUUAGACCCGAUUGAUAUUUUAGCACUGUACUCUUCGAAAGAUCAACAAGAGAAGGGAAGUUACUUGAAGCUGGCCGACAUAAAGCCCCUUCUUCACAGUGUUUUAGUUACCGUGGACACCACCUGUCCCCUGAUAUGAAUUAAAGACAAGUCGAUUUUAAUUUGAAAUAAUAUUUGUAUGAAGUCUGUGUUUGAUUUUUGUUAAUAAAUAUUUACAGCUAAU